Messenger RNA from Colletotrichum karsti, 1617 nucleotides. RefSeq lists its product as uncharacterized. The transcript has 3 exons. The record is from RefSeq and is a predicted model, not a curated record. Lineage: Eukaryota; Fungi; Ascomycota; Sordariomycetes; Glomerellales; Glomerellaceae.
CUGCUCUCCUUCUCAUCAAACUCAUCCUCUAUCAAUAUUGAUGAGCUUGAAGCGACUAUAGCAGAUUUCGAAAAGCGUGAUGACGUCUAUUCGUCGUCCUUCCUCUCUACAAUCGUUAUCAACAACUACACUCGGCUGGCGGAGAGUGUAGAGGAAUACCUUCAUUCUAUUGCAGCGACCAUCCUGUACCACUCUGGAGAAGUAACAUCUCUCCCGUCUGGUCCUUACUUAUUCCACCCAUCCGGCAACAUCACAAAGGUGUACCGCCUGUACUGGGACUACAACUUCGCGUUCGAGACCCCCGUAGUCGAGGGACACAACGGCUCUUACGUUCCCUUAACCGGCGCAGUCGAUAUCGAGGCCAAUGGCGCACUGAGCGUCGCUGUUCCUUCUAGACUGUACUACCCACCCCCCUCCAAAGAGAAGCCCCUAUCCGGGAAGCGCCUGGUAGUCAAGGAUAAUUACGACCUCAAGGGGAUCCGAACCGUCGCCGGCUCGCGGGCCAUCCGCCAGCUCAGUAGUCCCGCAAACGACAAUGCACCAAGUCUGCAGAAGCUCAUCGACCUGGGCGCCGUCGUCGUCGGAAAAGUCAAGACAACUCAGGUAGCUCUGGGUGAAGUCCCCGCCGACUUCGUCGAUCAGCUCGCACCUUUCAAUCCCCGCGGCGACAACUACCAGAGCCCCGCCUUCUCUUCCUGUGGAACCGGCGCCGGUGUCGCCUCGUACGACUGGCUUGACUUCGGAACGGCCAGUGACACAGGCGGCUCCAUCAGACUGCCAUCAAAAGCAAACGGCCUCUUCGGCCUGCGCGUCACAAACGAAAGCCUCUCGACGGCGGGAAUCAUGCCGCAGUCACCUAUCUUCGACGUGCCGGGCCUGCUGUCGCGUUCCGCCCUGCUUUUGCAAACGGCAUAUACCCACUGGCUCUCAAGCAAACCGUACACACGUUUCCCACGCCGCAUCAUCCUGCCGACGGAAUUUUGGCCGACGGAGAACGCGACUUCCAUGCCUGUGUUCGAGUCUUUUCUGUCGAAGCUGUCGACGUAUCUCAACGCCACAUUGGACGAAGUCAGCACCAACAGCUCCUUCAAGACACAUACCCACCACUCCGAAGGCAUACAGCCGUUUCUCCAGUCCGCUUACUCGAACAUCACAAACUACGACCAAGUGAGACUCUGGUGGCGCCCCUUCAACGCCGCCUACAAAUCCAAGUUCGGUCGAUCGCCUUACAUAGGCCCCGUGCCCGCGUCACGCAUCGAGCGGGGAGAAACCCUCACACAGGACCUGUACGACGACGCUCUUGCCCGCGUGGGCACGUACCGCAGCUGGUUCCGCCAGCAUGUGCUCCCGUCCUGCGAAGAAGCAAUCCUGGUGUACCCUCUGGGCGCGGGUCUGGAGGAAUACCGUGACAUUUACCCCGAACCGCCGAGCGCGGUGUUUGGUGGUACCUAUCCUGCGACUUUCAUGAGCGUUCUUUCGGGCGUUCCUGAUUACGCGGUGCCUAUUGGAAUCAUGACUGCUGCCGGGUGUGACAAGAUGUUGGUAGACUUGGUGGCCAAGAUGUCAGAGAAGGGACUUCUGGUUGGUGAGGUGAAAGCUGGACAGAGGAUGUACUGA